Messenger RNA from Rosa rugosa (rugosa rose), 3321 nucleotides. RefSeq names its product putative pentatricopeptide repeat-containing protein At1g69350, mitochondrial. The transcript has a single exon. Gene Ontology annotation, molecular function: protein binding; RNA binding. The record is from RefSeq and is a predicted model, not a curated record. Gene Ontology annotation, biological process: RNA modification. Lineage: Eukaryota; Viridiplantae; Streptophyta; Magnoliopsida; Rosales; Rosaceae. Bases 961 to 3321 code for a protein of 786 amino acids.
CUGUCUGCUUUUUUCUAGCUUGUUUUUGCUGUUUGAUUUGCUUAUAAUUGCUGCUCAGAAAUACCCAUCUUUUUUGUUUUGGCAAAUUUGGUACAUAUAUAUGCUCUUAGAGAGAUCAUCUGUUCUGUUUGGCUAUGAAACUUUUGUUGUUGAUACCCAGAUGUCCAAUUUCAUUUCAUCUAUAUAUGAAUUUGGGUUUGAGCUCUGUUUUGUUGGUUAACAAAUAAGUAGCUACUGAUUCGAGAAGGUUCAGCUGCCCAACAUUUGCUUUUCUAUUGGAUCAACCAGAUUCCUUAAAUAAUAGCUACCCCAUUUGCAUACAUAUGGAUGUACCCCAAACCAAUUCGAUAUUACCCGAACCCGUUCUAACAUAUAGGACAGUCGACAGCCAGCUAAAUUAGUGGGAUACCCUUUCACGUAUUUUAUUUAAGGAUACUCUUGACUCUUGAGUUCUUAAGGAUACCCCGUCACGUAUUUUUGGGCGCCGUAAUUCUUUACUAAUAAUUUUUUUUUGAGUUGUAUUUGAAUAUCUAUCACUCGGAUCUGAUCAGUUCUCGACAACUCGAGCAAUAAGUAAUAAGCGAGAAAUUCAUCCUUGAGGUUUCUUCAUUUACCCAAAAAAAAAAAAAAAAAAUUAGACUUUUUGUUUUUGUUUUUGUGGUCAAUAGAAAAUUGGCUUACCCUUUAAUUAAAUCAAAUCAUUUCUCCAAGUACAGUGAGUUGAGUGCUAAAGUACUCGCCUUUCUUCCAAAGGCACAGGCUUUCUCUGGUUAGUUAGCCUAACAAACACGGUGAAGGUCACGGGUUCAAAUCUCACUGAUAUUAGGAAUGGGAUAGGGUGGGGAGUUACAUUGUCGUCGUCCAAAGUCAAAAAAAGUACUCGCCUUUCUUCCAAAGGCACAGGCGUUCUCUGGUUCUUGUUAGUCACCUCUCUGAAAAACGUCCUAUGUCCCCUUAGCCAUGACCCUGUAUAUGCCCUUAUUCAGGUCAUGCACAACCCUACGAACACUGACCCAACUCCACGCCCAUCUCCUAGUCUCAGGUCUCCACAGAGACCCACAAGCCUCCACCAAGCUCAUCGAGUCCUACUCCCAACUGGGUUCCCUCCACUCCUCAACCCAGCUCUUUCAAACCUUCCCUAACCAAGACCCUUUCAUGUGGGGCGUCCUCAUCAAAUGCUUCAUGUGGAACCGCCGCUUCCACGAAGCCAUCUCACUCUACCAAGAAAUGCUGCAAUGCUCAGUGGGCAUGAGUAGGUUUAUAUUCCCUUCUGUUUUGAGAGCCUGUUCGGGCUGUGGUGAGCUCAGUGUGGGUAGGAAGGUCCAUGGGAGGAUAGUGAAAUGUGGGUUCGACGACUCGGAUGCUGUGGUCGAGACCGCAUUGCUUGGUUUGUAUGGGGAGCUGGGGUGUUUGGAUGAUGCAAGGAAGGUGUUUGUUGAAAUGCAUGUGAGAGACGCCGUGUCGUGGAGUUCGGUUAUCUUGUGUUGUGUGGAGAAUGGAGAGGUGAGUGAAGGGUUGGAGAUGUUCCGUGGGAUGGUGAUGGAAGAAGGUGUUGUACCGGAUUCGGUCACAAUGCUUAGUGUAGCUGAGGCUUGUGGGAAGUUGGGGUGGUGGAGAGGAGCUAGGUCAGUGCAUGGUUUUGUUGUUAGAAGGGAGUUUAGAAAGGACGAGUCUUUGGAUAGUUCUCUGAUUACAAUGUACAGCAAGUGUGGCGACUUGAAGAGUCCGGAAAGGAUUUUUCAUAAUGUUGCUCAUCGGCACACUGCAUCUUGGACCGCAAUGAUUUCCUGCUACAAUCAAGCUGGUUCUUUCUCAGAAGCACUGGAUGUUUUUGUUAAGAUGCAGGAGUCUGGAGUGGAGCCGAAUGCUGUGACGUUGAUGUGCAUUCUAAUGUCUUGUGUUGGGUUAGGCUUGCUCAAAGAAGGGAAGUCUGUUCAUGGAUUUGUUAUUAGAAAGGCUGUAGACCCUGACCUUGAUUUUUUGGGGUCAGCAUUGUUAGAGUUAUAUGCUGAAAUUGGGGGACUAAGCUAUAGUCAGAAAAUUCUUAAUAUGAUUGGAGUCAGAAAUGUUGUUCCUUGGAAUACAAUUAUUUCAGUUUAUUGUCAGAAAGGUCUGCUGAGAGAGGCAUUGCUACUCUUUGUGCAGAUGCAGGCCCAAGGACUAAUGCCAGAUUCAUUCAGCAUGUCAAGUGCUCUCGCCGCUUGUGGAAAGAUGGGUUUAUUAGAGAUUGGGCAUCAGAUACAUGGUCAUAUAGUCAAACGAGGCUAUUUGGAUGAGUUUGUGUUGAACUCACUAAUUGAUAUGUACUCAAAAUGUGGGUUUGUAGAUUCAGCAUACAUAAUAUUUGACGAGAUGAAACAUCCUGGUAUCAUAACAUGGAAUUCUAUGAUCUCGGGAUUUUCUCGUAGUGGUAACUCUGUCAUGGCUAUCAGUCUUUUUGACCGAAUUUAUCUGAACCGUCUUGAGAUUGAUGAAGUCACCAUUUUAAGUGUUAUUCAAGCUUGCUCCGAAUUAGGUUAUUUAGAAAAGGGAAAAUGGGUUCACCACAAGCUCAUAACCUAUGGUGUGAGGAAAGACCUCUAUAUUGAUACAGCUUUAACUGACAUGUAUGCUAAGUGUGGUGACCUUCAGUCAGCUCAAGGUGUAUUUGAUACGAUGGUAGAAAGAAGCGUUGUGUCUUGGAGUGUCAUGAUCGCUGGGUAUGGAAUACAUGGCAAGAUACGUGCUGCCAUAUCACUCUUUAGUCAAAUGUUAGAAACUGGAAUCGAACCAAAUGAGGUUACAUUCAUGAAUAUUCUUUCAGCUUGUAGUCAUGCAGGUGCUGUUGAAGAAGGGAGGUUAUAUUUUAGAUCAAUGAGGGAUUUCGGCAUUGAGCCCAAUGCAGAACAUUUUGCAUGUAUAGUUGACCUUCUAAGUCGAGCCGGUGAUCUGAAUGGAGCCUAUGAUAUCAUUAAAUCAAUACCAUUCUCUGUUGAUGCCAGCAUAUGGGGCGCCCUGCUCAAUGGAUGUCGAAUCCACCAGAGGAUGGACAUGAUUAAAAGCAUCGAAAAAGACCUUUUAUAUAUUAAGACAGAUGACACUGGCUACUACACCUUAUUUUCUAACAUAUAUGCUGAAGUAGGGAACUGGGAGGAAUUUGGGAAUGUGAGAUUAAUGAUGAAAGGUAUUGGUCUGAGGAAGGUCCCUGGAUACAGUGUAAUUGAGAUUGAUAAGCGAGUGUAUAGAUUCGGAGCUGGAGAUACUCCUCUUCCUCAAAUGAAGGAGGUUUACGGGUUUUUGGAAAACUUUCAGUGUCCAACUCAUGGAAUCGGGAUAACAUAG